Messenger RNA from Gopherus flavomarginatus (Mexican gopher tortoise), 718 nucleotides. RefSeq names its product histone H1-like. Gene Ontology annotation, molecular function: structural constituent of chromatin; DNA binding. Gene Ontology annotation, cellular component: nucleosome. The transcript has a single exon. Bases 35 to 715 code for a protein of 226 amino acids. The record is from RefSeq and is a predicted model, not a curated record. Gene Ontology annotation, biological process: nucleosome assembly. NCBI's taxonomy places the organism in Eukaryota, Metazoa, Chordata, Testudines, Testudinidae.
CUACGGGCGGGAAUCGUGGGUAGAGAGUCUGUAUAUGUACAGUGUGAUCAUGUCGGAAACUGCGCCUGCUGUUGCAGUGACAGCGGCUGCUGCUGCAGCUCCUGUUCCAGUUUCAAAGGUUCAAGCUAAAAAGCCGAAGAAGGUGGCAGAAGGCUCCAAACUCCGGAAGACCGCGGGUCCCAGUGUGACCGAGCUGAUCACUAAGGCGGUGUCCGCUUCCAAGGAGCGCAAGGGGGUCUCGUUGGCCGCUCUGAAGAAGGCUCUGGCCGCCGGAGGGUACGAUGUGGAGAAGAACAACAGCCGCAUCAAGCUGGGGCUCAAAAGUCUGGUGAAUAAGGGCACCUUAGUUCAUACUAAGGGUAUCGGUGCUUCGGGCUCUUUUAAGCUUAGCAAGAAGCCUGGUGAGACCAAGGAAAAGGCUCCCAAGAAGAAACCAGCGGCAAAGCCUAAGAAAGCAGCUGCCAAGAAGCCCGCCAGCGCCGCCAAGAAACCCAAAAAGGCUGCGGUGGCAAAAAAGAGCCCGAAAAAAGUCAAGAAACCAGCUGCAGCGGCCAAAAAAACGGCCAAGAGCCCGAAAAAGGUUAAAGCGGCCAAGCCUAAGAAGGCAGCUAAGAGCCCCGCUAAGGCCAAAGCAGUGAAGCCCAAGGCUGUCAAGGUCAAGCCGACGAAACCAAAAACAGUGAAGGCGAAGAGGGCCGCUCCUAAGAAGAAGUGAAAU